CAACUCUUUAAUGUGGCUUCAGGUGAGUCUGCUCGACAGCAAGAGAAAUGAGUUGUUACGGCGACCAGCACACAAUGCUGUCCUCAGAUGAUGUGCUGCCCCCUCCUGGUGACUUCCAGGUCCUGUUGCUGACAUUAGAUUCUGUAUCUCUGAGCUGGAGUUCUCCUCAGGGGCUGACAGGACCACAGACAUUCAGAGUGACCUGGGGGUGUGACGGUGAAACAAGCUCAACAAGAGUGAAAGGUGGGCUUUAUCUUGAAAUAAGCAGUCUCAAACCUGGUGAAAAGUACCAGUUCAACAUGGCUACAGAGGGAGAAGAUGGAAGACAAAGCAGAUGGGUCUCAGCAUCCCUAUCCACAGUGGUCCCACCCAGAGAUUUAAAGAUAGACCAUUUGGAAGAGACGUCCUUCACUCUCCACUGGUCCAAGGCUGAAGGGAUGGAGAAAGUCCCACAGCGCUUCCUCAUAUCACACUGCAUCCUAGGAACAGACCCCCGUGCAGCCAAUACUGACCACUGCAACAAGACUUUCUCAAACCUGCAACCUGGCACAGAGUACACUGUUAGUGUUGCAACUGUGCUGAGCAAUGGGGAACAGAGUGAACCUGUCUCUACAACAGUCUGCACUAGUAUUGGAUGGAAGGGGAACCUAAUAACUUGAUUGACAAGAUGAAUUGUGUUGAGAUCUCACAGACGGCAUCAGACCCAUUGAAGAGCUGGAAGGCUGCACCAUGUGCUACUCCAAAACACUGGGUGUGUGAAAAACCAUUCACACUGUAGUCUCAUUAUAAUAGCUAAUGUAAUUCGCUAUCUUAUGGGGUUGAACUGGUUUUCACUGUGUUAGGCUGAACCUGUUUUUGUUUCUAUGUGUAACUACAUUGAAGGAGCGUGCAACAGAACAUUGUACUGUCCCACACUCAGUUUGUUGUUUAUAUUAAGUACUUUUCAUUAAAUCGAUUUUAUUCAAAACUAAAGUUUUGUUGCUAAGGAUUCCACGACGCGGUUAGCCUUUACGGCUGGGACUGCAAGUUUGUGUUCCAUUUUUUGCGUGGAUUCCGCGAGUGCUAGCUGGCUGUACUACAGACACCUGUCGUCGUCGUGGGAAAGACUCAUUGUUAUCUUUUCAUAAAACAACUGGUUGCAGUAUAGAGCCAAUCUGGAUACCAAGCAGAUCCUGAGGGAAAUCGACGAGUACCAACAGCGUUACGCUAUGGAGGAACAUCAUACUCCUUCUCAGAAAGAUCCUACCACCUCACAAAAUAACUUUAACCCGACAAUAAAAAGAAAAACAGAUUAAUCUACAGACACGGACGCUUUACUUAGCAUUGAGGUAGAGGCUAGUGCUCUGGCUGGAAUCCAUGCAACAGUGGAAAAGUUGUGUGAGGAGGCAGCAGGGCUGAGAGGGAGUUUGGAGUUCAGCCAGAGGGAAAUUCUCAAGCUCCAAAGAGAAAACAAGACACUCAAAGCCAAGGUAAAAAUACACGAUUCCAACAUGGAUUGUCUACUCAGGGAAAACAGGGUGACGAAGGAGUCGCUACUAAACACAAAGUCGUAGCAUGUGUGAAAAUAUAUUUUUUUCUGGUAUUCCUGAGGACGCAUCCAAUAAUCCAGAGGGCGCGAUCAGAGAAUUCAUGCA
This is a messenger RNA of Salvelinus namaycush (lake trout), 1634 nucleotides long. RefSeq names its product fibronectin-like. Gene Ontology annotation, molecular function: protein binding. Lineage: Eukaryota; Metazoa; Chordata; Actinopteri; Salmoniformes; Salmonidae. The transcript is spliced from 5 exons. Bases 48 to 659 code for a protein of 203 amino acids. The record is from RefSeq and is a predicted model, not a curated record.